Messenger RNA from Heterostelium album PN500, 948 nucleotides. RefSeq lists its product as uncharacterized. Gene Ontology annotation, biological process: SCF-dependent proteasomal ubiquitin-dependent protein catabolic process. Gene Ontology annotation, cellular component: SCF ubiquitin ligase complex. NCBI's taxonomy places the organism in Eukaryota, Evosea, Eumycetozoa, Acytosteliales, Acytosteliaceae. The record is from RefSeq and is a predicted model, not a curated record. The coding region runs from base 1 to 948 and encodes 315 amino acids. The transcript has 2 exons. Gene Ontology annotation, molecular function: protein binding.
AUGAUAAAUAACAACUCUGCAGAUAGAAUAUCAAGUUUGAAACAACAUUGUUUCAACUUUUUGUUGAGACACCGUGAGAAUAUACCAAAGAAUGUAAAUACAAUCUAUGAGAUACCAGAGAUCAGAGAGCAAUUCGUUACACUUGCAAAACGUAAGAAUCUGGUGGACGAUCAAUUCUUCUCAGUGUUUGGCGAUGUCUUUAUAUUGACCGGUGCAAAUUCGAAUACAACCACUCCAUUCCUAUUGAAUCCACAGUUUCAUACUGCAUCUGCAACUCAACAACAACAGCAACAACAACAUAAUAUAACCUAUCAAAAUACUAGUAAUAAUAAUAACAAUGAUGGUGAUGUUGAAAUGACACCACCAUCAAAUGAUUAUCCAAUAAUAUCAUCAAAUAGCAACAACAUCAAUCAAUCAAAUGUAAAUAUAAAUAACUCAAUCUAUGAGAUUGAUUUAACUGGUCUAGGAAGAAUUACAGAUAUCUCAAUACAAUUCAUAACAAAGUAUAAUAAUCUACAACAUUUGAAUCUCUCGUUUUGCACGGGAAUCAGUAAUGACUUUAUAAAGAUAUUGGCUGCGAAUGAGAUGAUUCAGCUGCAAUCGCUGAAUCUCUACUAUACCAAUACGAACGACCAAUCGAUUCAGUCGAUUGUCAAUGCCUAUCCGAAUUUGAAGAGUCUUUCGAUUGCCGGCUGUCAAUCCGUUACGGAGGCCGGAAUCAAAUCGCUUGCCAAGUGCAGUAGUCUCACCUACCUCGAUAUCUCUCACAUUCGCAAGCUGUCUUCGUCCAUAACCAAACAACUGGCAUUCCCACAGUUGAUCUAUCUCAAUGCUUCUUGGCUUGGUCCAGACUCGAAAGAGGUGUCGUUCAGCAAGCAAAGCGUUUGGUGUCUCUCGACAUCUCGUACUGUCCGGCAUCCAUUACUUCGGUCGACUCCAAGUGUCUGA